GGGUCCCGCUUCACUCCCAGCCUAGAGCGAGUCAAUUUAUGGAAAGACAAGUCGACCCUUUAAUGGUUCCCAUCAAAACCACUAAAAACAUCAUCAGAGUGGCCGACUACCGCGAGGAUUCCUGUGGCGGACGCAUGCAGCCUUCUCCCAGCUGACACACUCCGACCAAAACAAACACGCGGAGAGACAUUUUGGGGAGUUUGACCAGGCUGUUCACUUCCCCAGAGAGAAGAGAAGUUCGCUUUUGCUCAAGUUUUCCAACAUUUCCAGAGUGUGCUUCUUCCUCGGCCAGGAUACUUUUGCAGCAGGCGGCAGAAGUGGCUCGUGAACAGUCCGCUCUGCGCCUUUAUUUACUUUAGUUUAUUUUUAUUUACCGUUUUUGUCCAAGCGAGUCUGGUGGUUCAUGCUCACAAAUGUUAGCGGUCGGGCAAAUGGAGGCUAACCGGCAGAGUGCUUUCGUCCUGGGCAGCACCCCGCUGGCGGCGUUGCACAACAUGACCGAGAUGAAGACGUCCCUGUUCCCGUAUGCGCUGCAGCAGAGCCCGGCGGGCUUCAAGGCGCCCCAUCUCUCCAGCCUCAACUCCCAGAUGACCGGAGGGACCCCGCACGGAAUAAGCGACAUCCUGGGGAGACCCAUCACCACGGCCGGACAGCUGCUCUCCGGGUUCCCCAGGAUAAACGGCCUGGCCACCACCGCGGCCGCCGCAGCCGCGGGGAUGUACUUCAGCCCGGCGAUGUCGCGGUACCCGAAGCCCCUGGCUGAGCUGCCGGGGAGGGCGCCCAUCUUCUGGCCCGGGGUGAUGCAGGGUUCUCCCUGGAGGGACCCGCGGGUGCCUUGUCCCAGUCAGGCUAAUUUAAUGUUGGACAAGGACGGCAAGAAGAAACACUCCAGACCGACCUUUUCAGGACAGCAGAUUUUUGCACUGGAAAAAACUUUCGAGCAGACGAAAUACCUGGCCGGCCCAGAGAGAGCCCGCCUGGCUUACUCCUUAGGAAUGACCGAGAGUCAAGUCAAGGUUUGGUUCCAGAACAGAAGAACCAAAUGGCGGAAGAGACACGCGGCAGAAAUGGCCACGGCCAAGAAGAAGCACGACUCAGAGACGGAGAAGAUGAAGGAAAGCUCGGAUAACGAGGACGACGACGAGUACAACAAACCACUGGACCCAAACUCAGACGACGAGAAAAUCACGAGACUGUUGAAAAAGCACAAGGCCACCAACCUGGCGCUGAUCAGCCCCUGCAGUAACAGCUCGGACACCUUGUGAUGCCCACAGCUGGGGGGCCAAAACGAGGGGGACCAAAGGGUCCAGCAAAG
This is a messenger RNA of Epinephelus moara (kelp grouper), 1315 nucleotides long. It is a transcript of the gene nkx6-2, whose product is annotated as NK6 homeobox 2. Gene Ontology annotation, cellular component: nucleus. Gene Ontology annotation, molecular function: RNA polymerase II cis-regulatory region sequence-specific DNA binding; DNA-binding transcription factor activity, RNA polymerase II-specific. Lineage: Eukaryota; Metazoa; Chordata; Actinopteri; Perciformes; Serranidae. Bases 414 to 1265 code for a protein of 283 amino acids. Gene Ontology annotation, biological process: cell differentiation; regulation of transcription by RNA polymerase II. The transcript has 3 exons. The record is from RefSeq and is a predicted model, not a curated record.